CAGUUAACCGUGGUUGGGUUAAAUUGUGGUAACAAACUUGCAAGAUCCAGUAUACACCAAGUUGGACUUAGACGAUUUACAGCAGAUUACACCUGAACAGUUGAACAUUGACCUAUACAAACAACUACGGUUUGAUGUAUCUCUCACUAUUUUUGGUAACUGUCGGUUGAUUUGUUUUCACAUCUAUUGAAAUUAACAGCUUCUUAAAAUAGAGCAUAGAGCUGGCUGAUCACACUUCAAAAAUAAAAACAACAACUAUAUAUAAAGUAUUACCCAAUAUGAACACAAAUAUUUAACCAUUCCAAUUUCUAAUAAAAAUAGUAAGCCAAAAAAAACUCAAAGGUGUGGUGGGAAAGGAAAAGCCAAAGAAAACAAAUGUAAAUUAGUUGAUUAAAAUCUUUUUUUCUCGAAUAGCAAGACAAAACCAUUCAACAAAAACGCUGUCGUAUCUUAGUGGACGUCUCCGUCGUAAAUGGCCAUGGGGGAGCCAAAGCCAAGGGUAAGCGGUGCUUCUUCCUCCACGGACUCAUAUUCAACCCCUUCAGCGUCACCGACACCAACUCCAGCUCCACGUCAGCCCGUCACGUUACUCGAACCAUCUCACCAACACAAGAAAAAAGGCAAGAAAGUCUUCCGUGUCUUCCGCUCCGUGUUCCGUUCUUUUCCCAUCAUCACGCCGGCGGCUUGUAAAAUCCCGGUCCUUCCGGGAGGUAGCUUACCCGACCAGCACCGAAGCGGGUCAAGCGGGUCAAGAGUCUCCGGGACCUUGUUCGGAUACCGUAAAGGCCGUGUAAGCCUCUCAAUUCAAGAAAACUCUAAAUGUUUUCCAUCUCUCGUCGUCGAGCUAGCAAUGCAAACAAUGGUGCUACAAAAGGAGCUGAGCGGAGGAAUGGUUCGGAUCGCUUUAGAGACGGAGAAACGAGCUGAUAAAGAGAAGGUUAAGAUAAUGGACGAACCAUUAUGGACAAUGUAUUGUAACGGUAAGAAAACGGGGUACGGUGUGAAACGUGACGCGACGGAGGAGGAUCUUAACGUGAUGGAGUUGUUAAGACCGGUUUCGAUGGGUGCUGGUGUUUUGCCUGGGAACUCGGAGGCUGAAGGACCUGACUCGGAGAUGGCUUACAUGAGGGCUUACUUUGAGCGUGUCGUUGGGUCUAAAGAUUCAGAGACGUUUUAUAUGCUGAGUCCCGAAGGGAAUAAUGGACCAGAGCUUAGUAUCUUCUUCGUAAGAGUUUGAUUUGAUGUAAUGGUCGGAGACAAUAUAUGGGCAGACGUCAAAGAAUGGAAACAGCAACAAUAAAGCAAAUACGGUCAACAGGAGUAAUCUUCUUGCAAAAUCAUCGAGUCCGUUGGAAUCGACCUCGGCCAGGCCAUUUAAACUCCAAUUACGAUGCAGGUUAAGAUUCAACAACGAAUAAGGUUUUUGGUGGAUGGACUAUUCGGGAUCAUCAUGGUGUAUAAAACUUUCAAUUGGUCCGUCCAUUUGAACUGUCGACACGGACUAUUACCUUUUAGGUUACAAUUAGUCGGUACGUAAUAGACAUCGGUCCAAAAAAUGUCUGAAUUACUUAUAGGCAGGUCAAUGGACGUCCAAUAGUAUCAAUACUUAUUUCUUAAUUAUUAUAGUUUUGUGCUAAGAUAAUUAUGUUUUCCAGUGAAACUGUAAAAUUAUAUGUUCUCUCAAAAAAACAUAAAAUUAUGUUUUCUUGCCAAAACAGUAAUAUUAUGGAAACUUAUUAUUUUUCGUUUUUUGUAACUCGUGUUAGCCACAUUGCACUUGAACUGAAUCCAGAUUUUUUUUUCUGGUAUUAGUUGAUUUUCAAAUUUAUUAUUUGAAUCGAAUCAAAUCACUUAUAUAUUAACUGAGGAGUAUUACAAUAUUUUUUUGUAUCCACAUGACAUCUUCUUAGAAUUUUUAGAAAAAUUAGUUGAUCCAUCUAAACAUAUACUAUAUUAUAUUUUUUUAUUAAACUAAAUGUAAAAUUGAUUAGUAGUGUUCCAAAAAAAAAUUCCGUAAAUAGAAAAUACGAAAUUACCUAAUAUGAUUAACAUAUAUAUGAUAAUUAAUGAUUUUAAAUAAUAAAGAUUUGAUAACAGUUUUUGUAUCCUUCAUCGUUUUUGUUUAGUUUUAUAUUCUUAAAAGAAACUAAACAAGUAAACAAUGACAUUAGUCAUAUAAUAAAAAAAUCGAUUUUUUCUUAUAUGUUAUAUUUUAAAAUUUUUAGAACGACUAUAAAUUAUUAAUACUGUUAAAAUUUUCACAUUAAAAAAAUUGUGAUCAAUGGUUUAACUUUUUGUUAUAACAAGAUACAAAUGAUCGUAAAAUCAUAUGAAUAAGAAGUUUUAUUUAAUAUAUAUUCGGAUGAAAUAUAUAUAUAUAUAUAUAAUUAUUAAAAUUAAACUAUAUACCAUAUAAAAAUACAUAAAUAUGUUGAUUUCAAAACUUUCAUUGCCAAAGUAUUGAGACCCUUAAUAUUUUAAUUUUGAAAUUUUCAUUGAAUUUUUAAAAAUGAUUAUAAAUUAUUAAAACUAUUAAAAAUCUUACACUAAUUUUUUUGUGAUUAAUAGUUUAAUUUUUUGGUACAUAAAUAUACACAUGUUAAUCAAAUUAUAUGAGUAGGAAACCUCAAUUAAUAAAUAUCCAUAUUAAAUAUAUCAUAUAUCUAUGUCAAGAUUAUUUAAAUUUAAUUAUAUAAUAUAUAAACAAAAAUAAAAUGAUUAUUUUUAUUUAUUUACCAAUAAAAAUUAUU
Brassica rapa (field mustard) is the source of this 2750-nucleotide messenger RNA. RefSeq names its product protein MIZU-KUSSEI 1. Lineage: Eukaryota; Viridiplantae; Streptophyta; Magnoliopsida; Brassicales; Brassicaceae. Gene Ontology annotation, biological process: hydrotropism. The record is from RefSeq and is a predicted model, not a curated record.